Messenger RNA from Syzygium oleosum, 2099 nucleotides. RefSeq names its product probable protein phosphatase 2C 60. Gene Ontology annotation, molecular function: cation binding; protein serine/threonine phosphatase activity. The transcript has 5 exons. The coding region runs from base 549 to 1733 and encodes 394 amino acids. NCBI's taxonomy places the organism in Eukaryota, Viridiplantae, Streptophyta, Magnoliopsida, Myrtales, Myrtaceae. Gene Ontology annotation, biological process: protein dephosphorylation. The record is from RefSeq and is a predicted model, not a curated record.
GAGCCCAUGGCUUGACCUCUGCUCUGCUGUCUUUUCUGCUUACUUACCCCUCUCUCUCUCUCUCUCUCUCCAUUCUCUUGUCUUUCUGAAUUCUAUUGUGGGCUUGCUGCUCUUGUUCUCUGAGCACAGAAAAGUGGGUUUCUCUUCUUUCCCUUCUUUUAUACUUUCCUCACUAAACUCUCUCUCUAUCUCUCUGUGGAGGAGCAAAUACCAAGAAACCAUAUCCAUUUUUCUCUCACUUGUUUUGAUGGAUCUGCAAGAUCUAGCCUCCCCAUGAUCUCCUCCUUCGUUUCCCUUCCCCUCGAGUGGCUUUUGAUGGGCCGAUGAAUUCUGGGUAUGUGUGAUUUUCUUGCUUUCAUCUUUCUUCCCUUUUCUUGGGGGCACUGCGUGGAAAACUAGGAAGCUGGGAAGAUGACACGUGAUCAGUAGUCAUUCUUGGAGAUUUCUGAACCGUGUGAAUCCAUUGACGUGAUCAGAACUUGGAAAUAAGAGGAACCUAGUCUUGCUAGAUGUGCAGAAUCUGGGGAGGUUGUUGGGUGAGAUGAGGGAUGUUAUCUGGGUUGAUGAACUUUCUGUGGUCCUGUUUCCGGCCGAGGUCAGACCGAUAUGUUCAUGCGGGUUCAGACUCUGGAGGCCGCCAAGAUGGGCUGUUGUGGUACAAGGACUUGGGGCAACACCUAGUCGGUGAGUUCUCUAUGGCCGUUGUCCAGGCCAAUACUUUGAUAGAGGAUCAUAGCCAGAUUGAGUCGGGGUGUUUGAGCUUGCAUGAGUCCGGACCUUAUGGUACUUUUGUCGGUGUAUAUGACGGACACGGCGGACCCGAGACAUCGCGCUAUGUUGUUGAUAACCUCUUUCAACACCUCAAGAUGUCUACAUCAGAGCAUCAAUCUCUGUCCGUUGACGUGAUAAGGAAGGCGUACCAAGCCACUGAAGAGGGUUUUCUUUCUAUUGUCACCAAAUUGUGGCCAACAAAACCACAGAUUGCAGCAGUUGGAUCUUGCUGCCUUACUGGUAUAAUUUCUGGUGGAACACUUUACAUUGCAAACCUUGGUGAUUCACGAGCUGUUCUUGGGAGAGCUGUCAAGGCAACGGGGGAGGUUUUAGCCAUCCAGCUGUCAACAGAGCAUAAUGCUAGUAUAGAGUCCAUAAGACAGGAACUCCAUUCGAUGCACCCUGAUGACCCACAGAUCGUUGUUUUAAAGCAUAACGUAUGGCGUGUUAAGGGCCUUAUUCAGAUCUCACGAUCUUUCGGUGAUGUGUACUUGAAGAAGGCUGAAUUUAACAGAGAGCCUUUAUAUGCCAAGUUUCGCCUUCGUGAACCUUUCAGAAGACCAAUAUUGAGUGCAGAACCAUCAAUUUCAGUGCACCAAUUGCAAUCGCAUGAUCGAUUCAUUAUUUUUGCAUCUGAUGGACUAUGGGAGCACAUUGGCAACCAGGAAGCAGUUGAUAUUGUUCAAAAUCAUCCUCGCAAUGGCAUUUCAAGGAGGCUUGUUAAAGCUGCUCUGCAAGAAGCGGCCAAGAAGAGAGAAAUGAGGUACUCGGACUUGAAAAAGAUUGACCGUGGUGUCCGUCGCCAUUUCCAUGAUGACAUUACCGUGAUCGUUGUUUUUCUCGACUCCAACCUUGUGAGCAGGGCAAGCUUGAUAAAAUCCCCCAAUGUAUCCGUCAGAGGGGGAGGAAUCAACUUGCGCCCCAACACGUUGGCUCCGUACUCCACAAACGGUACCACUUGAAGAUGCUGCUUGCGAUCUCUCUACGUGCUGCAAUUUUUCACACAUGUGAAUAGGAUACCCGGCAGCUUCCUUUAGUAGAGGGGGCGAGCCGUCGAUUCUUUAGUGUACACAGCGACGUCUCUUAAUGUAGAACGGAUGCUUUUAGCUUCUGGGAUGAUGGAAAAAAAAGGGAGCGGAACUGUUGACCAGUAACUUCCGAUGUUAAUUUAGUAUUAGGACAGUUGCUCUAUGUACUUCCUUUUCUUUUUUUUCGCUCUCGUGCGCCUUUUAGGUUUGUAUAUUUGCAUUUUUUUUCUCUGAGAAAAUGAUUCACUACAUGGAAUUACUUAUGUAAAGCAAGAAAUGUCUAAUUUGUGUUCCCUUUCC